Molecule: messenger RNA, 3818 nt
Organism: Limanda limanda (common dab)
Lineage: Eukaryota; Metazoa; Chordata; Actinopteri; Pleuronectiformes; Pleuronectidae
Gene: mccc1
Product: methylcrotonyl-CoA carboxylase subunit
Exons: 19
Coding region: 167-2320 (717 amino acids)
Cellular component (GO): mitochondrion
Molecular function (GO): ATP binding; metal ion binding; methylcrotonoyl-CoA carboxylase activity
Source: RefSeq, a predicted model, not a curated record
CUUUUUUGAAGCCUCAGAUUUCAACGAGGAUUUAAUCUGAAGAUUUAUAUUUUAUUUCACUUUCAGCUCCGGAAGUGAAUUCACGCGUCGCCUGUUUCCACGUCCGGCUGCUAACUCUGCUAGCCGAAGCUAAGCUAAGCUAGCAGCUAGCUAGCAGCUGGUAGCCAUGGCUGCAGUUAUCCUGAGUUUCCCCAGUCUGCAGAGUCUGAGGGUCUUUACCCAGAAGCUGUCAUGGUCCAGGGGAGGCGUGAGGCUGGUGUCAGGAGGAGUGCGAAGGAUCGAGAAAGUGCUGAUUGCCAACCGGGGAGAGAUCGCGUGUCGUGUGAUGCGAACGGCGAAGAAGAUGGGCGUGCGUUCUGUGGCGGUGUACAGCGACGCAGACAGAGACUCCAUGCACGUGGCCAUGGCGGAUGAAGCUUUCCACAUCGGUCCUGCGCCCUCCCAGCAGAGCUACCUCUCCAUGGAGAAGGUUUUGGAAGUGGCCAAGAAGUCUGGAUCACACGCGGUCCACCCCGGCUAUGGCUUCCUAUCAGAAAGCACAGAGUUUGCAGAGGCAUGUAAACAGGAAGGCAUCAUCUUCAUCGGCCCUCCUUCGUCUGCCAUUCGAGACAUGGGCAUUAAGAGCACAUCGAAACACAUCAUGUCAGCUGCUGGAGUGCCAAUCAUUGGUGGUUACCAUGGAGAGGACCAAUCAAACGAGAGGCUCCAAGCGGAGGCAGUUAAGAUUGGAUACCCUGUGAUGAUUAAAGCCGUGCGUGGAGGAGGAGGGAAGGGGAUGCGUAUUGCACUUACAGACUCGGAAUUCUUAGAACAGCUGGAGUCUGCAAGACGAGAAGCCAGGAAAUCCUUCAAUGAUGACGUCAUGCUGAUUGAGAAGUUUGUAGAGGACCCCAGACACGUGGAGGUCCAGGUGUUCGGGGACAUGCACGGUAACGCCGUCUAUCUGUUUGAGAGAGACUGCAGCGUCCAGAGGAGACAUCAGAAGAUCAUCGAGGAGGCGCCGGGGCCUGGGAUUAGUCCGGAGGUUCGGAGGAAACUUGGAGAAGCAGCCGUCCGUGCAGCCAAAGCUGUGAACUAUGUAGGAGCAGGUACGGUGGAGUUUAUAAUGGACGCCAAUCAUAACUUCUACUUCAUGGAGAUGAACACCAGGCUGCAGGUGGAACAUCCCGUCUCUGAGAUGAUCACCGGCACCGACCUGGUGGAGUGGCAGCUCAGGGUGGCAGCAGGGGAGCGUCUGCCGCUCCUCCAGGAUGACAUCAUCCUCGGCGGCCACUCAUUCGAGGCGCGGAUCUACGCCGAAGACCCAAACAACGACUUCCUGCCGGGGGCGGGGCCUCUGCUGCAUCUCUCCACCCCCCCAGCGGACCAACACACCCGCAUAGAGACCGGAGUCAGAGAAGGGGACGAGGUGUCGGCUCAUUAUGACCCAAUGAUCGCUAAGCUGGUGGUUUGGGGGAAGGACCGACCAGCUGCUUUGAAGAAGCUGCGUUACUGCCUCAGACAAUAUAACAUCGUCGGACUGAACACGAACAUAGACUUUCUGCUGAGUCUCUCGGCCCACCCGGAGUUUGAGGCUGGGAACGUGACCACCAGCUUCAUCCCCCAGCACUACGCCGACCUGUUCCCGGCUCCCAGUGCUCCCACUGGGGAAAGCAUCUGCCAGGCCGCCCUGGGACUGGUGCUGCAGGAGAGGAAACACACACAGGAGUUCACACGCACAUCCACAGACCCCUUCUCUCCAUUUGGCUCGAGCAGCGGCUGGAGAAGCAGCAUUCAGUUUAACAGAAACAUGACGCUGCAGGUUGGAGACAAAAAAGUUGACGUGGUGAUCGGGUAUAACAAAGAUGGAAGCUAUAAUAUGCAGAUUGGCGAGGAGUCGUACCAUGUGACCGGAGAGGUGGAGUUGGAGGGCGGAGCUUCGUUCCUUCACUGUUCUGUCAACGGAGUGAAGUCUCGUCCCAAACUGGUGAUUCUGGACAACACGGUUCACCUGUUCUCCACGGAGGGAAGUUCCCAGGUGUCUGUCCCGGUGCCCAAGUAUCUGGCCGGUGUGAGCGGCUCUGGAGCUCAGGGCGGAGCCGUGGCCCCCAUGACGGGAACCAUAGAGAAGGUGCUGGUGAAGGUCGGAGACACAGUAGCCGUGGGAGACGCCCUGAUGGUGAUGAACGCCAUGAAGAUGGAGCACACGAUCCGGGCGCCGAAGUCCGGCGUGAUCAAGAAGGUUUUCUUCAUCGAAGGUUCUCAGGCCAAUCGCCACGCCCCUCUGGUGGAGUUUGAGGAGGAGGAGGGGGAGGAGGGAGAGGAGGGAAGCAGCCAGUGAAUUCAUCCAAACACACACACAGACAGGAAGGAGAGAGACGGAGCGAGUUACUGUGACAACAAGAGCGUCCACGUCAGGACGUGAGUUACCUGAUGAGUCCGGUUCAGUCCGGUUCGGAUCGAUGCCUCGAACACAAAGAGACCCGACGUGUUCCCGGGUUGAACUCGAGUCACAGACUGUAAAUAAAGAUGGACGAAGACGUCUCUACAUCUUCUCGCUGUGCAAAGACGAAGCUGAAUUAUCACAGAUACGAGCGCUGCCUUCUCUAGCUUUUCACGUCUUUUGGCGUCUGCGCUGUAGCAACCGACCAAUCGUGAGUCAGUCUCAGCUGUCAAUCAUCUUCAUCCUGUUUUUAUAGCAUCAAAUAACCCAAUAAAACUAAACUUAACAGAAACACUAAGCUAUUUUCUAGUUUGGUCCAUGUCCCACUUAUGAACAUGGAGGAGAUGGGGUUUAUGACCUGUACUGUAGCCAGCCACCAGGGGGCGGUAGAGAUAAUUUGGCUUCACUUUCAUGUCGUCCAUCUUCAUUUCCAGUAAAUGAUAAACGCCACAGAGAUCUUUAAUGUUCAAUUGCCUUUCACAGCCGAGUUUUGACUCUGUUGUUGGUUUCUUCUCUUUUCUUUCUUGUAUUUGUUCAGUUUCUUUCCUCUUUGUGUUGGUUUCUUUUUGUCUUUGUUCUGCACAGUUUGAGGCUGAAGACACAGAAUGUCAGGUCUCAUUUUUCUGCUUCUCUACACAAACACGUGUCGAGCAACUGAGCUAAACACACAAACACUAAAAGUUUGAGGCUGAAGAUGAGAAAUGUCUUUAGGUCUUUAGCAGAUCAGGGUUAGUUUCUGAAAUCUAGAACAAAUAUUCAAACUGGAUUUAACGACCAUGGAUUUAUUAUCACUGCUCAGUGGAAACUAAAUUUUAAGUUCGCUGGAUUGAUUUUCCUCUUUUUCCUGAUGAGUUGAAGUUGUUUCAAAGCAGGACAGAAUUUAAUUGUCACUAAAAACUGUUAUUUUUAAAAUCGUGUGGUUUUCAGUAGCUUGAUAAAGGCAGAAACUUGGUGUGAACUCACUUUAGUUUUUUUUUCUGUGGGGGAAAAUGUUUCAUGAGGUUUGUUGUGGUUUGUCUUUCAUGUUCUGUUCUUCCAGACUGAAUCAGAUCUUUUAUCAUGGCUGAGAAAAGGUUUGAGCCGAGUUAAAACCUCUUGAGGAGAAAAACACUCCAGAGAUAAAUGAGCUGCUUCUUUCAGUAUCUUUGUUUCCAGGAUCAUAAUGAACCUGAAAGGAUGAAAUGUCGGUCGCUGGGUUAAAACCGAUGUUUGUUUGUGUGUGAAUCAAACAAACAAGACGACGUGUUGCUCGUCUGUUCGUCACUAACGUUACUAACCGUGUGUUCUGGGGCCUUGUAGAGUAAAAGUUAAUAUUUGUAGAUAAAUGAGUUGAUUUAAAAAGAAAGAUGAUUAUAGAAACUGGUCUGAUUCUGUAAUAAAGGUUUGUUAAAGUAGA